This is a messenger RNA of Gadus chalcogrammus (walleye pollock), 2652 nucleotides long. RefSeq names its product glutamate receptor, metabotropic 2a (gene grm2a). Gene Ontology annotation, cellular component: membrane. Gene Ontology annotation, molecular function: group II metabotropic glutamate receptor activity. The record is from RefSeq and is a predicted model, not a curated record. The transcript has 5 exons. Lineage: Eukaryota; Metazoa; Chordata; Actinopteri; Gadiformes; Gadidae. Bases 1 to 2652 code for a protein of 883 amino acids. Gene Ontology annotation, biological process: regulation of synaptic transmission, glutamatergic; G protein-coupled glutamate receptor signaling pathway.
AUGUCCCCCGGUCGGUCCCGUGGGGGCCCCGGGCCCCGGGGCCUGCUGCUGCUCUGCGUGGCCCUGCUGCCCCCGUCCCCCCAGGGCCUCCCCGUGACGGGGUACAGCGCCGAGGCCAAGAGGGGGGUGGCGGUGGAGGGGGAGCUGAUGAUCGGGGGGCUGUUCCCCGUGCACCAGAAGGGCGACGGCGCCGAGGACUGCGGCAAGAUCAACGCCCAGAGGGGCAUCCAGCGGCUGGAGGCCAUGCUGCUGGCCCUGGACCACAUCAACCACGACCCCCUGCUGCUGCCCGGCCUCCGCCUGGGCGCCCACAUCCUGGACACCUGCUCCAAGGACACCUACGCCCUGGAGCAGUCGCUGGAGUUCGUGCGGGCGUCGCUCACCAAGGUGGACGACAGUGAGUACACCUGCCCCGACGGCUCCUACGCCGUCCACGACGACCCGCCCCUCGCCAUCUCCGGGGUCAUCGGGGGCUCCUACAGCGACGUCUCCAUCCAGGUGGCCAACCUCCUCCGGCUCUUCCAGAUCCCCCAGAUCAGCUACGCCUCCACCAGCGCCAAGCUCAGCGACAAGUCUCGCUACGACUACUUUGCCCGCACCGUGCCCCCCGACUUCUACCAGGCCAAGGCCAUGGCGGAGAUCCUGCGCUACUUCAACUGGACCUACGUGUCCACCGUGGCGUCGGAGGGCGACUACGGCGAGACGGGCAUCGACGCCUUCCAGCAGGAGGCGCGCGCCCGCCAAAUCUGCAUCGCCACCUCGGCCAAGGUGAGCCGCUCGAUGAGCCGCUGGAGCUACGAGAACGUGAUCCGCUCGCUGCAGCUCAAGUCCAACGCCAAGGUGGUGAUCCUGUUCACGCGCAGCGAGGACGCCCGCGAGCUGCUGGUGGCCGCCAACCGCAUGAACGUGUCCUUCACCUGGGUGGCCAGCGACGGCUGGGGCGCGCAGGAGAGCGUGGUGCGCGGCAGCGAGGCGGUGGCCGACGGCGCCUUCACCAUCGAGCUGGCCUCCUACCCCAUCCCCCGCUUCAACGACUACUUCACCAGCCUGCACCCCUACAACAACACCCGGAACCCCUGGUUCAGGGAGUUCUGGGAGAACCAGUUCCAGUGCAGCCUCCACGACCUGGGCUGCGGGAAACACUCGCUGAAGGACGUGCCCUUUGAGCCCGAGUCCAAGAUCAUGUUCGUGGUGAACGCCGUGUUCGCCAUGGCGACCGCCCUGCACAACAUGAGGCAGGCCCUGUGCCCCAACUCCACCGGCGUCUGCGAGGCGCUCAAACCGGGCAACGGCAGGAAGUUCUACAAGGACUACAUCCUCAAGGUCAAGUUUGAUGCGCCGUUCCGUCCGGCCGACACGGAGAACAUGGUCCGCUUCGACGGCUUCGGGGACAGCCUCGGCCGCUACAACAUCUUCCACUACCACAAGGAGGGCGCCCGCUACGUCUACCGCAAGGUGGGCUACUGGGCCGAGAGCCUCACCCUGGACACCCACCUGAUCCCCUGGGCCGGCCGGGCCGCGCCCACCUCCCAGUGCAGCGACCCCUGCAGGAAGAACGAGGUGAAGAGCAUGCAGCCGGGCGACGUGUGCUGCUGGAUCUGCAUCCCGUGCCAGGCCUACCAGUUCCUCCGCGACGAGUUCACCUGCGCCGACUGCAGCUUCGGCCAGUGGCCGCUGGCCAACCUGAGCGGCUGCUACGACCUGCCCGAGGAGUACAUCCGCUGGGAGGACGCCUGGGCCGUGGGGCCCGUGGCCAUCUCCUGCCUGGGCAUCGUGUGCACCCUGUCGGUGGUGGGCCUGUUCCUCAAGCACAACGAGACCCCCGUGGUGAAGGCCAGCGGGCGGGAGCUGUCCUACAUCCUGCUGCUGGGGGUGCUGAUGUGCUACAGCAUGACCUUCAUCUACAUCGGCAAGCCGUCGGCCGCCGUGUGCACGCUGCGCCGCCUGGGCCUGGGCACCUCCUUCGCCGUGUGCUACUCGGCGCUGCUCACCAAGACCAACCGCAUCGCCCGCAUCUUCAGCGGCGCCACGGACGGCGCGCAGCGGCCGCGGUUCAUCAGCCCCGCCUCCCAGGUGGCCAUCUGCGGGGGCCUGAUCUCCUGCCAGCUGCUGGUGGUCCUGCUCUGGCUGCUGGUGGAGACGCCGGGCGUUAGGAAGGAGGUGAGCCCCGAGAGGAGGGACGUGGUCACCCUCAAGUGCAACAGCAGGGACUCCAGCAUGCUGCUGUCACUCACCUACAACUGCGUGCUCAUCGUCCUGUGCACCGUCUACGCCUUCAAGACCCGCAAGUGUCCGGAGAACUUCAACGAGGCCAAGUUCAUCGGCUUCACCAUGUACACCACCUGCAUCAUCUGGCUGGCCUUCCAGCCCAUCUUCUACGUCACGGCCAGCGACUACAGGGUGCAGACCACCACCAUGUGCAUCUCGGUCAGCCUGAGCGGCUCGGUGGUGCUGGGCUGUCUCUUCGCCCCCAAGGUGCACAUCAUCCUGUUCCAGCCCCAGAAGAAUGUCAGCAGCCUGCGGGGGGCCAGCACCCGCCACAGCCUCCCCCCCGGCCCCGGCUCCAGCUUCUCCCAAGGGUCCGCAGCCAACGUGGUCCCGACGGUCUGCAAUGGCCGUGAGGUGGUGGACUCCACGACGUCGUCCUUGUGA